CAGAGGAAUUUCUCGUGAAGGCACGUGACAACGGAUCGCCGAUCGAACAGAUUGACAGUUUACUGGACUCGCUGAACCGAGUGGCGUUCAUUUCUAACCGUACGACAGAGGCAGGGGAAUUUCACGUGACUCGACCCCCGUUUUUGUCCUGAUUGGAAAUCGUCACAAUUGACAACUGGCAGGAACGCUCAUUGUGAGGGAGAUACCCGUGACAGAGGAACAAGAGCUGUUAGAAGGAUAAUUAUUGACGAUUGAUGUGAACUCAAGUCUUGACAACCACUGAUGAAAAAUUUAUAACUGACGGAAGAAAUCAAAUUUCCGGUAUGAAACCCAACAACGCGAACCGCGAAGUGCCAAACGUCGGAGAUGAUGAGUAUGACAAACGGGGCGGGCAGGGGAGUCUGAUGGGCUUUAUUUACCAGCUGAAGGUGCUAAUGCUCUUCAUGACCCGCGGAUUACGGAAAGAUCUAAAGUUUCGUUUGGCGACCGAAAUGAAGGCGGCGGGAAACUUUGAUGAUCUCGUGCUUGAGCUUAAAUGCGACGACGACACCGAUAGUAAGAAGUCUUACCGAUUUCUUCAGGCCAAACAUAAACAGUCUAAUUCGACGCUGACCAAAGCUGAGGCCCUUUUCGAGGAUAAAGUCUUCAACUUGAGCACAUACUUCGAUUCCUACUGUCAGAUAAAAAGUCAUCCCGUUUUCAGUCAGGGCGAUUUGAUAGAUUUCAUAAUUUAUACUACCGUAGAUCUAGAUGUGGAGAAACUCAAAUCUCAAGGGAUUAAGCUGAUACCGGAUGAACAACGUGACGAUUUUCUGGAUUUCGAAAACACAAACUACGGAAACAGACGAUACAAGUUCGACAGUGAAGGACCAUCUAUGAUAUAUAAAAAGCUAGCAUCGGAAGCUUACUAUCUGGCUCAGACGUUGGCUGCGAAAGUUCUCGAUGGGGAGAAGUUGACGGUUGACAACGAAAUUCUGAAAAAAUAUCGUACUGUCCUGACAAGGGAAGUUCUUAAUGUGAAGGAAAUGAAAUUUUCCGACGCUUUUAUUAAAGGGGAACAAUUGUCCGAUGGGGCGAAAAAUUUCCGCGACGAAUUUUAUGGUCAGUAUUUACAACAAAAGAAAUCCCCGGAAAAUGACGUAAACCAAGAAAAUAUUUGGAAUGAUAUAAAGGAUAAGUCUCUUGAAUUCUUGGAGAGUUUCGUCUCGGACUGCGUACUCGAGUGUCUGGAAGAGUUACCCGUGGAAUUCAAAAAUUUAUUGGAUUGUGCCAACGUUAACAAACUAGUCAAAAUAGAAACGUCGCCAGAAAAAGUCUCUGGGAAAGACAAAGAAAAAGUCUCUGGGAAAGACAAAAAAAAAGCCUAUGCGCCUAAUAUCGUGACUAACAUCGACACUCUGUUGAGAUAUGUAUUGAAUGAAGAAACUACCGACAAGAUUCGAUUCAAGCCAGAGUUUUUGAACGAUAACGGCAAGCUGCCUGGGGACAUAUUAGAACUCAGAAAAACUCUGAAGAACGAACUGGGGAAUAGAUUUGACGUUCUCGAUAAAUAUCUUUUUGAAAUCGAAAAUUUGAAGAAGGUCAAGGACGAACAGCUGUGUUUGAAGGAGAAGUUUCCCGACAGUCACGUCAAUGACAAAGAAAUCCCAUGUUUCCUCAAGAAGUUGACGGUUGCGGUUAAACAGCCCAACGAAAUUGAACUGGGCAAAAUAUUAGAACAAAAGAUGGGUCAAGAUCGCAUGUUAAAUGAACUGUGUGCUGGAUUAGUUACCAUGUCUUUUGAAAAAGAGAUGCGAAAUUGGUUUUUUCACAAAAUAGGUUCAUAUAAAUCAGCGGAUGACGUCCGUGAAUUUCUCGAUGAAACUGUAAAUAAAAUUGAAACGCUGAUAUUGUCGGGAUUCAAUUUGGCAUACCCGGAGCAGCUUGAAAAUUACGGCAUGUAUUUCAAAGAAGCAAAUCAGGAGUUUUUGAGGUAUUUAAACAAUUCGACAAAAGAUACAGGAAAGAAAAAUGCUGCUUGUAAUUUAGUCGCAACCAAGGGAACACUGAUAGCAGCCAUUCAAGUUCACCGAGAGAUCAAGAAUUCACCCGAGUUUCAAGAAGAACAUAAAAGUAUAAUUAUGCGGCUGAACGAGCUGUUGUUGCCCAGUAUCAGAAAACGUGUAAUAGAUGUAUUUCGAAUGAAGGAGCGGCAUCAUUUGCUGGUUGUCGUUUCUGAAGGGUGCAAUGAUCAGGAGCUUCGGGACUUGGGUAUACUGUACAAAGAUUUAAACGAAAUUAUGACGGAUAAAGGAUAUGAAAUGAAAAGGCUGAUUUUUGUUACAAGCACGGAGUUACGUUUCGAAAACUGUGAUCAGAUUCACUGUGAUUUAGGCUUCAAUGACCUUACAGACGAGUCACAGAGGAAACUAUUGAACAAACAGCUCGUUAAUUUGCAAGAUCGAAAAGAAAACAUGAGUUUCACAGAAUUAUUGCGAAUUCAACAAUCGGAAAAUGUAGAUCCGAACGGUUUUAAAAACUUCAGAGACGCCAUCGACUCCACAACGUUGGAGAAGCUGAUCCGUGGCAGGAAUAAUAUAAAAAUAGGCUCUUCCCCGCAAGGUUUGGGUUCUAUAAAAAAUUAUUUCAUCAAUCGUACAUUUCAUCGGCGAGUUAUCAUCAAGGCCGACGUCUUUAAGUCUGAACUGAAAUCCGAGAUUUACGCCGUCGGACACGUGGACCUCAAUUUCUCACAGAACGAAAGGACGCAUGGAGAAAUGGGAAUUUCUCAGCGAAUUCAUUCCUUGAAACAGCAACGUAGAUUCGUUGAAUUGAACAGUGGUGAAGACGAGACGCAAUUCGAAGAGCUAUGUAACGCAAAUCCAAGCCAAAACGUUCACUGGCUUAUGUGGGGAAAGGGAGAAUUACUAUGGAUACGAUCGAAUGGUAGUAUCGAUACUUUGCUGAAGUACAGAGACUUGGGAACAAAUUUUGAUUGUAACUACCGGUGUGCGGUAUGUCAAAACGCAGCCAGCAAUAUAAUGGUUGAUGAACUAAAUGCUCAGAAUGUGGAGCCCGUAAUUAUUUGUGAUGUCGCGGGCAUGGGAAAAACAACAAUUCUAACUCACUUUACGACGAAGAUGGAAGAGAAUAACCCCAAAAUGUGGGUGAUCCGUAUUAAUUUGAACGAUUAUACAGAUGCGUUGGCGAGAGAAAACAGCGAAUGCAAUGUGAAAGCGGGUGACGAGGAGAGCGUGACCAAGUUUCUCGUCAACGAUUUUUUGAAAUUCAACACUCAAAUGGAAAAAGUGAUUCUGAAAUAUCUGAUCAAGGUAACAGGUAGCGUUGCUUUACUUUUCGACGGUUUCGAUGAAAUAAGUCCCGACUACACAAAAACAGUAAUAAAAAUGUUGAAAGCAUUAAACGAAUAUUCAGAAGUGAAAUUGGUCGUUACCACGAGACCCCAAAUGCGAAGUGCAUUAGAAAGGACGCUUCAGACAUUUUCUUACGCAAUGAAACCGUUUUCUCGAGAAGAUCAAAUCGAUUUCUUAGUCAGGUAUUGGAGGAACGUAUGCAAUCAAGUUGACGAAACACUGCAAACACUGAAAACACGUGCUGGAACGGUGUUGAAGGAAAUUCGAAAUGCAAUCUCUGAUCGGCUCAAUGAAUUCGCUGGUAUUGCACUGCAAACUCAGCUCAUUGGAGAAAUAUUCGCUCACGAGAAUGUCAAUACGGUUUCAGUGGUUAAUCGUGAUGGUUUCAAACCGGAUGGGCGAGAUUGUAUUAAACUGGCUGAUCUGUACCGUAUGUUUUUUGACAGAAUGUUUAAAAUACACUGCGAAGAAAAGUUGAAAGUUAACCUCACCAUUCUUGCGGUACGGGGACAGGCCAAGAAACAGAGAGCAGAAUUUUUAGAGAACCAUCGGCGAUUAGCUAUGUACACGUUUCUCAAAGAAAAAAAUUCAGAAACGUGGACUUUAUCUGGAGAGGAAAUUGACAAAGUGAAUGAAUCGAUUGCUGAGAUAAGGAGCGGUGAAGAACGAAUGGGCAUCGUGACAAAUACAAUCAAUCAGAGAGUGCGUUUCAUUCAUAGAACUUUUCAAGAAUAUUUCGUGGCCAGUUAUUUGUUUCAUAGCCUCAAAAAAUCGGACGCGAACGAGUCGACUGAGCGGUUAAAAGAGUUUAUUUUGAAUGAAAUUCUGCAAAAAACAGAAUAUAAGGUGAUUCGUGCCUUCCUUAACGAUCUAUUGUCCGAACCGCUAGUGAACUCGAUAUUCGACGCUCCUAUCUCUACGGAAAAAUGGAAGGUAUACGUAUCCAGCAGAUACUACGGAAGGAUUUCGGAAAUUGCUGCGAAGGAAGGUAAUUACGAGAUCAUCAAAUUCGUCUUUUCUUGGCUUGCAAAGAAUUCCUCAGAUCCACAGAAGUUCAUUAACUCAAAGUUCGCAUUUUUUGACCAAACUCUGAUGAAUCAAGUGAUUAAGAACAUGCCGCUACACAGAUGCCAGAGCACAUUAGCUGAAGCUGAAAGAGCAGCUCUGACAUGGUUGCUGGAACACAAGGCUGAUGUCAAUGUUACCGAUUCUGCGAGGAAUACUUCAAUGCACUUGGCUGUUAUAAGAGGAAAUUUAAUGGUUCUGAAAUUAUUGGCAGAUCAAGAAGGAGCUGACGUGACAGCUCGAAAUGACAAGGGUGAAACAUUGCAGCAUAUAGCUGCUAAAUUUCAGAAGUUAGAUAUGCUAAAGUGGCUUGUGGAAGACCGAGGUUGCGACGUCAACGUACGGGAUGAUUCAGGGAUGACGUUGCAGCACGUGGCUGCUGGAUAUUAUAACUUAGAUGUGCUGAACUGGCUUGUGAAAGACCAAAAUUGCGAAGUCAACGUACGGGACGAUUCAGGGAUGACGUGGCAGAGUAUAUUUGCUAACUGUCAGAUGCCAAAAAUGCCAAAGCAGGUUGUGGAAGACCGAGGUCGCGACGUCAACGUAUGGCACGAUUCGGGGAUGACGUUGCAGCACGUGGAUAUUGUAUUCCAAAACUUAGAUAUGCUGAAGUGGCUUGUGGAAGACCGAGGUUGCGACGUCAACGUACGGGACGAUUCAGGGAUGACGUUGCAGCACGUGGCUGCUGGAUGCAAUAACUUAGAUAUGCUCAAGUGGCUUGUGGUAGACCGAGGUUGCGACGUCAACGUACGGAAUGAUUCAGGGAUAACGUUGCAGUACUUAGCUGCUAAAUGUAAUAACUUAGAUAUGCUCAAGUGGCUUGUGGAAGACCGAAGUUGCGACGUCAACGUACGGAAUGAUUCUGGGAUGACGUUGCAGCACAUGGCUGCUGCAUGUAAUAACUUGGAUGUGCUAAAGUGGCUUGUGGAAGACCGAGGUUGCGACGUCAACGUACGGAAUGAUUCUGGGAUGACGUUGCAGCACAUGGCUGCUUCAUGUAAUAACUUGGAUGUGCUAAAGUGGCUUGUGGAAGACCGAGAUUGCGACGUCAACGUACGGGACGAUUCAGGGAUGACGUUGCAGCACGCAGCUGCUAGAUUUAAUAACCUGAAUGUGCUAAAGUGGCUCGUGGAAGACCGAGGUUGCGACAUCAACGUACGGGACGAUUCAGGAACGACGUUGCAGCACAUUGCUGUUGGAUGUAAUUACUUAGAUAUGCUAAAGUGGCUUGUGGGAGACCGAGGUUGCGACGUCAACGUACGGAAUAAUUCAGGGACGACGUUGCAGCGCAUAGCUGCUAAAUGUGAUAACUUAGAUACGCUAAAGUGGCUCGUGGAAGACCGAGGUUGCGACAUCAACGUACGGGACGAUUCAGGGACGACGUUGCAGCACGUGGCUGUUAGACGUAAUGACUUAGAUAUGCUAAAGUGGCUUGUGGGAGACCGAGGUUGCGACGUCAACGUACGGCAUGAUUCAGGGAUGACGUUGCAGCAUAUAGCCGCUGAAUUUGAUAACUUGGAUGUGCUAAAGUGGCUCGUGGAAGACCGAGAUUGCGACAUCAACGUACGGGACGAUUCAGGGACGACGUUGCAGCACGUGGCUGUUAGACGUAAUAACUUAGAUAUGCUAAAGUGGCUUGUGGGAGACCGAGGUUGCGACAUCAACGUACGGGACGAUUCAGGGACGACGUUGCAGCACGUGGCUGUUAGACGUAAUAACUUAGACAUGCUAAAGUGGCUUGUGGAAGACCGAGGUUGCGACGUCAACGUACGGGACGAUUCAGGGAUGACGUUGCAGCAUAUAGCUGCUCAAUAUAAUAACUUAGAUAUGCUCAAGUGGCUUGUGGAAGACCGAGGUUGCGACAUCAACGUACGGGACGAUUCAGGGACGACGUUGCAGCACGUGGCUGUUAGACGUAAUAACUUAGAUAUGCUAAAGUGGCUUGUGGAAGACCGAGGUUGCGACGUCAACGUACGGGACGAUUCAGGGAUGACGUUGCAGCAUAUAGCUGCUCAAUAUAAUGACUUAGAUAUGCUCAAGUGGCUUGUGGAAGACCGAGGUUGCGACGUCAACGUACGGGACGAUUCAGGGAUGACGUUGCAGCAUAUAGCUGCUCAAUAUAAUAACUUAGAUAUGCUCAAGUGGCUUGUGGAAGACCGAGGUUGCGACAUCAACGUACGGGACGAUUCAAGGACGACGUUGCAGCACGUGGCUGUUAGACGUAAUAACUUAGAUAUGCUAAAGUGGCUUGUGGAAGACCGAGGUUGCGACGUCAACGUACGGGACGAUUCAGGGAUGACGUUGCAGCAUAUAGCUGCUCAAUAUAAUAACUUAGAUAUGCUCAAGUGGCUUGUGGAAGACCGAGGUUGCGACGUCAACGUGCGGGACGAUCCAGGGAUGACGUUGCAGCACGCAGCCGCUGGAUUUAAUAACUUAAAUGUGCUAAAGUGGCUUGUGGAAGACCGAGAUUGCGACGUCAAUGUACGGCUUGAUUUAGGGAUAACGUUGCAGUACUUAGCUGCUAAAUGUAAUAACUUAGAUAUGCUAAAGUGGCUUGUGGAAGACCGAAGUUGCGACGUCAACGUACGGGAUGAUUCAGGGACGACGUUGCAGCAUAUAGCUGCUAAAAAUAAUAACUUAGAUAUGCUCAAGUGGCUUGUGGAAGACCGAGGUUGCGACGUCAACGUACGGGACGAUUCAGGGAUAACGUUGCAGCACGUAGCUGCUGGAUGUAAUAACUUAAAUGUGCUAAAGUGGCUUGUGGAAGACCGAGAUUGCGACGUCAACGUACGGGACGAUUCAGGGAUGACGUUGCAGCAUAUAGCUGGUAAAUAUAAUAACUUAGAUGUGCUAAUGUGGUUCGUGAAAGACCGAGGUUGCGACGUCAAUGUACGGAAUGAUUCAGGGAUGACGUUGCAGCACAUAGCUGCUGAAUCUGGUAGCUCAGAUGUGCUAAAGUGGCUUGUAAAAGAACGAGGUUACGACGUCAACGUACGGGAUAAUUCAGGGUGACGUUGCAGCACGUGGUUGCUGAAUUAUAGCUGUCAGCUAUACUAAAUUGGCUUGUGGAAGAACUAGGUCGCGAUGUUAACGUACGGAAUCAUUCAGGAAUGACGUUGCAGCACGUGGCUGCUCUAUACAAUUACUUAGAUAUUCUUGCGUCAACACGAAUUUGAUAUGGCCCGUCCGCAUGUGUACAUACAAUUCUCACCACCACCCACAAUGGAAAGUUUGAUUCGAAAAGCAACGAAAAUGCCACUGACAGUGUCCGCAAUAGGAUAUAAGUAGCUCGCACUCAAUCACACGGUGCAUAAAAUUAGAUUAUUCGAGAGUGCAAACACGUUAAAGAAAGCCCCAAUGUGUGAAAUGGAACUUUUUGAUUGCUUCGUGAAUUGAAAACGUGACGCCCUAUGGAGCAUGCUCAACAGGCUUCAAAAAUCAAACUUUUCGAGUAGAAGUGGAAAUAAAAUGGCAAAGCAUGAUGUGUUGAAAACGAGGCGAUAUAUGCUGAAGAAAUCGUUUGUAUGCUCGUCAUCUGUUAAAUUAAUGUUAUUCAUGCAUCUACGGCCUUCACACUUGUUACGGUCGACGCAAACGUCGUGAGGUUUUCAGCCAAUACGAAUAAGCAUGAUUGACGGCGAAAGUUUUUUUCAUGAAUCAAGUCCUAGAUGUGGAUUUUAAUUCUCAAACAUGUCUACUUAAAUUAAUCGUGAGAUCAGCAACGGUAUCCGUUGAAGUCAAUCCGUUGCGCGUGAUAUUCUUCAAUGAAGCAUUUCAUUUUAUUCCUAAUAGUACGAGAGCCAACGAUCAAAAUCAUAUCUCAUAGCAUCCCGGCUAAAAGCGUAUAAAAUCCAUAGAUUAGAUGACUGUUAACAAGACAAAGUUGGCAGUUACUGUCGAAAACUUAGCAGCUUUGCGGAGGGCCAUUCCUAUCAUGUCAAAACAAUUGGUAGCCGGUAUUUUCAUUUCCUGUCUGAUCUUGAAAAUAUAUAUAUAUUUUGUUAUUUUAUUUCUAAAACUCUGGCUUGGAGACAUUUUGCGCUCAGCGUCUGAUCUGUGAGAAUUUUCAAAGGUGAUAAUAAAUCUUACCUAAGUGUAUCGUAGCAUCCCCGUUAAAUUUUGUUUCAAAUCAUUCUUAUGGCUGCCGAUAUUUCCAAAAUAUUGUUUUCAGAUAUUUCUAACACCGCAUAUAGUGUCCAGUACAAUCAGAUGCUGCACUCAAUAUGUCUGACGUGAAUUUUUUCUACAUCUGUGCAACUCGUUUUAUCAUGUCUAACAGUUUUCAGACGUGAUGCUGUGUUACCGGUCGGUAAAGUUCGUUAAUAUUUUCGAAGCUCUUAAAAUGUAAGGCGAUGAGACCGUUUUCUCAAAAUUGACUUCUUUGCAUUAGACAAAUUCAAUUCAAUUAUAGGAAUUUGAUAUGAUUUUCAUUGCCUCUUUCUUUGGUAACGGUUUCCUAGGAACGCGCUGCGCUAACGGCGCCUGAAAAAAGUAGGCUUGGUAUCUCAGGACCAUCAUCCAAGUAGAUUCCUGAAAUCAGACGGGAUGCUAUAAUACGCUUAGUCCAGAUUUGUAGACAUUUUUGAAAAUGCACUCUGAUCGAACACUGCGCGCACAAUAUCGGUAAUCCACGUUUAUAGGUUCAGGGUCACCGGAUCUAUCGAAUUGAAACGGCUUUGGCCGGGAUGCCAUUAGAGAAAAAUUUAAGUUGUCGGCUCCAUGCCAUAUCCGCACCUUCGUUUGUGCACAUGAAACUUGGGCUUUGUUAUCGAGAAACCUUUAACAACCUCAAUAACAGCGUAAUGGUCUAAACAAUUGUAAGGGAGUAUCGGCCCUCUGGAUCACGCAUCCUGUUGAAACACUUAGGGGUGUUUUUGUCCUGAAAUAUGGACUUUCUGAUAUUCACUUUUAGCCAUUGGGCCGUUUAUCAUUGCGGUUGAAAUUGAUGUUAUUAUCAGUUUGGUGAGUGGAAUUUGCUAUCAAACAAAUUAUAGUGUUUACUUGCAUCUGAAAUGAUAAUCUCAAUUAUUCCCCCUUGAAGUUUUGAUGACAGGUAGGACUCGUAGACUAAAAUGCAAACGGAUAUCGUGACGUCGCCGUUGUGGAUGGCUCCUUCAUAUGUAUACUCAAUGCUCCAGCCAAGUAUAUUCAGUUAUUCUAAGAACAGACCAUGAACCCAGUGCCAUACCCGUGACAUGAAAAGUCGGUUCACUGUCCAAUAUAACCAAAGACUUUACUAUCGUACAGAACUGCUACUAUAAUUAUGAAAAAACUACACCUCAUAAGAUUAAACCACUGUUAUAGGUUACUAUUAUAAGAUAUGAGAAGCUACACGUAUGAACAUGUAGUAAUCGUUUCUAGCAAUGGCCCGUGAUAUAACUAAAUACUCUGUUCUAUGAAAUUUGGUAUAAUAAUUAUAUGUGUGGGUCCUCCGCAAAAUUUACAUCUAAUACAGCGGAAUCCGACUUAUUGGAAGAAAGUAACAUUAUAUAACAUUUUAAUUCAGCCCGGAAAACAACGCGGUAUAUCGCUGCGUAUACCGGGACAAUCUUUUGAAACUAUACAGUCAAUGCCCAUGCGCCAAAUAAUUCAAUCUCAUUGGUCGGUGAAAUCGCCCCGCAGCGAUCUUUUCGCCUGCUGAGCAGGGGGCCAACGCACAUAAAAUGAAAUAAGACUCGAGAGCUAUAAAUCUCUCGCGCAUGAAACCGCGGAUUGAGGUUAUGUUGCUGUUUAUUUUUACGUAACGUGAAUUGUCUAAGAAAAAUAGUAUCGUUCAGCAAUACCGUGGUCCAUGUCGGAAAAUAUUCAACCGACGCAAUAAGGAAUCGCCAGAAACAGAGUUUGACAGCUGAAACUCUGAGUGGCAAGCCUGCCCGAGCAGCUAAUAAAACUCGCGCAUGCGCAUUGACUGCAUAGUUUCUAGAGAUUGUCCCGGUAUAUGACUCGAUCCAUACGCAUAUGCUGAUUCGUACAAGUUAACAAGAUGAAUCGACAGGGAGGUACAAGGGUGUCAUAUUCGGAGUCCGAUCAGUAAAGCAGAUAACAUAAACUAUCCCCUCUUAGCUCCCUGGCACAGAAUCGCAAGACGAAGACUAUGAGAAAAGGAAAGGAUGACAAGUAAUCAUCUCCACCGUGAACCAAAGUUUGUUAACGAGGCGCAAUCAUUGAUUCGACACCAUUUGGUCGAGUGCAUAUCGAUAAACUAUUCAGUCUAAAUUCGAAUCAUAAGCAACAAGUGAAAAUUGUUAAUAUUAAAUUCGCGUGAUUCAGUCACUCAAGGUGUGAGACCAUAUUCAAAACCUUAGAGUUGUGGACAAGAAUAAUUACUUUCCUUGGACAAGGAACUGUUCUACCAUGAGGUACUUUCAGUCCUAGCGCUUGCAGAAGACCUCGCGUAGCCCGGUAUACACUUUAUCAAAUCGGCUAACUUACAUACCGACGAUUUGGCUCUGGUGCGAAUUUUGAUAGUGCUAUUCUUACCUCGGGGAAUAGAAGGAACCUUAUCUCAGGGCAUACAGUGGUAUUUGGUGCAUUUAGAGCAUUUUAUUCUGUAGUUCUGAAACCUUCAACUCAUAAUCUUCGUCGCAUGUUCAGAUAACCUCGACCAUAAUUAUAAGUCGCACCUUUCGUUAAUCGUAGCAAUUUCUCUGUGUCUAUCGAAUAAAUCAUUGUGCUCGUUUUAUAUAA
Molecule: messenger RNA, 11105 nt
Organism: Neodiprion virginianus
Lineage: Eukaryota; Metazoa; Arthropoda; Insecta; Hymenoptera; Diprionidae
Exons: 14
Coding region: 324-7430 (2368 amino acids)
Molecular function (GO): protein binding
Source: RefSeq, a predicted model, not a curated record